AUGCGGCCAGGCGUGGAUGGCCACCGGGCGGUGGUCACCCUUCUCCUGCGCCACUUUGGGGGCGCGGCCGUGCCCUGGUACUCGCCAGACCUGUACUGCGACGCUUUCACGCCCCUCAUGGCCGCCGCGGUGGCCAACAGGUUGGAGGUGGCCGCCCUGCUGCUUCAGGAGGCGGGCGCGCACGCGGGCGCCCUGGCGGCGGCCACCAACCGCUACGGCCAGAGCGCCUGGCAGAUCGCGGCGCGGAAGGGCUGCAGGCAGAUGAUGCAGCUGCUCGCCACCGCCGCCGCCGCGUGA
This is a messenger RNA of Monoraphidium neglectum, 297 nucleotides long. RefSeq lists its product as hypothetical. The record is from RefSeq and is a predicted model, not a curated record. The transcript is spliced from 3 exons. Lineage: Eukaryota; Viridiplantae; Chlorophyta; Chlorophyceae; Sphaeropleales; Selenastraceae. The coding region runs from base 1 to 297 and encodes 98 amino acids. Gene Ontology annotation, molecular function: protein binding.